Messenger RNA from Necator americanus (New World hookworm), 651 nucleotides. RefSeq lists its product as uncharacterized. NCBI's taxonomy places the organism in Eukaryota, Metazoa, Nematoda, Chromadorea, Rhabditida, Ancylostomatidae. Gene Ontology annotation, biological process: protein import into nucleus; ribosomal subunit export from nucleus. Bases 1 to 651 code for a protein of 216 amino acids. The record is from RefSeq and is a predicted model, not a curated record. Gene Ontology annotation, molecular function: GTP binding; GTPase activity. The transcript is spliced from 5 exons. Gene Ontology annotation, cellular component: cytoplasm; nucleus.
AUGGCGAGUGCUGGAGACGGAAUUCCUACCUUCAAACUUGUUUUAGUAGGAGAUGGUGGAACUGGAAAGACCACGUUCGUAAAACGCCACUUAACAGGAGAAUUCGAAAAGAAAUACGUUGCUACACUUGGAGUGGAGGUGCAUCCUCUACUUUUCCAUACUAACCGAGGGCAGAUUCGUUUCAACGUUUGGGAUACCGCUGGCCAAGAAAAGUUUGGUGGUCUUCGUGACGGCUAUUAUAUUCAAGGGCAGUGUGCAAUAAUCAUGUUUGACGUCACGGCCCGUGUCACGUAUAAGAAUGUACCCAACUGGCAUCGAGAUCUUGUUCGUGUCUGUGAGAACAUCCCUAUAGUACUAUGUGGAAAUAAGGUUGAUGUGAAAGACCGAAAAGUAAAGGCAAAAACAAUUACGUUCCACCGCAAGAAGAACCUUCAAUAUUACGAUAUCUCCGCUAAAUCUAACUACAAUUUCGAGAAGCCCUUUUUAUGGUUGGCUCGCAAACUUCUGGGAGAUCCUAACCUUGAGUUCGUCGCAAUGCCAGCGCUUGCACCACCUGAGGUGCAAAUGGAUCCUACAAUGGUUGCUCAGUAUGAAGAAGACCUGAAAAAUGCUGCAGAUGCCGAUUUGCCCGAUGAUGACGACGAUCUCUAG